Messenger RNA from Fusarium oxysporum Fo47, 1434 nucleotides. RefSeq names its product major facilitator superfamily domain-containing protein. Gene Ontology annotation, molecular function: transmembrane transporter activity. Gene Ontology annotation, biological process: transmembrane transport. Gene Ontology annotation, cellular component: membrane. The record is from RefSeq and is a predicted model, not a curated record. Bases 1 to 1434 code for a protein of 477 amino acids. Lineage: Eukaryota; Fungi; Ascomycota; Sordariomycetes; Hypocreales; Nectriaceae. The transcript is spliced from 5 exons.
AUGCAGGAUGAGGAGUACCAUCUUAAGGGUGCUCCGUCAGAGACAGGCGUUGCCGAUCAUGAAACUCCUGAAUGGAAGCAGAGCGAGAAAAAGCUUGUUCGCAAGCUUGAUAUGACACUUAUGCCCAUAGUUUGGAUUCUUUAUAUGUUCAACUAUCUCGACAGGAACAAUAUCGCGCAGGCACGACUUGACGACUUCGAAGCAGACCUCGGUCUCGUCAACAAUGAAUUCAAUAUCGCAGUAUCUAUCCUCAACGUUGGCUACAUGCUCGCGCAGCUUCCUUCCAACAUGAUCCUUACAAGAGUUCGCCCUAGUAUAUAUCUGCCUUGCUGUGUCAUCGUAUGGUCUUGUGUCUCCGCUGCCACUGCUGGGGUGACCAGCUUUUCCGGUCUAAUCGCCGUACGAUUUGUUCUUGGUAUUGUCGAAGCACCAUUCUUUCCAGGUGCUUUCUUCAUGCUUUCUUCCUGGUACACUCGCAAGGAGCUCGCCCUUCGCACUGCCGUCCUCUAUUCAGGUCUUGUCAUAGCUACGGCCUUCUCCGGCCUUGUUGCAGCAGGCAUAUUCGCGGGUCUAUCAAAUACCGCCGGCCUUCAUGGCUGGCAGUGGCUCUUUAUCCUGGAGGGUGCCGGUAGCGUUGUUGCCGCCAUUUUAGCCUUCAUCCUGCUUCCGGACUUUCCUGAGUCCACAACUGGGAGUCAAAAAUGGCUCUUGACAGAACAAGAGCGCCAGGUAGCUAUCCAAAGGAUUGGGCUGGAUCGCGUGUCUCUGCCCGAAACUGACCGGUCUGUCUGGCACGGUCUUCGUCUUGCUGUUAAAGAUGUUCGGACUUGGAUUUUUGUUGUCAUCUUGUGCGCCAAUCACACCGCAUAUGGGUUCAACAACUUCUUCCCCACUAUCGUUCGUUCCAUGAAUCUCGGGAACCGUACCAUCACACUAGUCCUUACAGCUCCUCCAUAUCUGUUCGGUGCCGCUGUUUCCUUCUUGGUGGCUUAUUCAAGUGACCGUUUCAACGAGCGCGGAUACCAUAUCAGCGUUCCCAUGGUCUUCGCCAUCAUAGGUUUCAUCCUUUCAGUGGCAACCCUCAACAAUUCCGCUAGAUAUGCUGCAUCAUUCUUCUACUGCGCUGGUGCCUUUGCUGCCAACGCCGCAGUUUAUUCGUGGGCAGCCUCUUCGUUGAACCAAACGCCUGAAAAAAGAGCAUGCUCGACUGCUAUCGUGAACUUGCUCUCGCAACUAGGCAACAUUUGGAGCCCUUACUUCUUCCCUGCAUCACAAGGGCCACGCUACGUCAUGGCUAUGCUGCUUAUGAUGGCUUUCUCCGCACUCAGUAUUUUUGCAUCACUAUUGAUGAAGUUCCUGCUUAAGAAGGAUAACAGAAGGCUGCUGACUGAAGCAGAGCAGUCUGGUAGGACUGUUAAGCUUUAUACUACCUAG